Messenger RNA from Alnus glutinosa, 1677 nucleotides. RefSeq names its product cyclin-D5-1-like. Gene Ontology annotation, cellular component: nucleus; cytoplasm; cyclin-dependent protein kinase holoenzyme complex. Lineage: Eukaryota; Viridiplantae; Streptophyta; Magnoliopsida; Fagales; Betulaceae. The transcript is spliced from 5 exons. Gene Ontology annotation, biological process: regulation of cyclin-dependent protein serine/threonine kinase activity; mitotic cell cycle phase transition. Gene Ontology annotation, molecular function: cyclin-dependent protein serine/threonine kinase regulator activity. The coding region runs from base 93 to 1112 and encodes 339 amino acids. The record is from RefSeq and is a predicted model, not a curated record.
AAUCUUAUUAACGUGGAUUUAGCACUUAAAUCCUACAAGUACCCAGAUAUGGUUUCUGUGCGAUUUUCUUGAAUAUACAUGAAAUAGCAAGAAUGGGGGACUCUGUCUCUGCCACUUUGUUCUCUCCCUCUUCCCUCUUGUGCAAUGAAGACGAAGUUUUCUUGAGUGAAGAGUUCUUGGGCGAGGUAAAAACCUGCAUGGACUUAGACUCAUGUUUUGUUUCAGAGAACGAAGAUGAGUAUAUCAAGAACUUGGUUCAGAGAGAGACUGCUAUUGGUUUUGGAUCCAAAAGCUGUGUAUCAUCCUCGUGUGAUUGCUCAAGCACAAGCCGAAGCUGGUUGAAGGGUGCUCGCUUGGAUGCCAUUGAGUGGAUUUUCAAUGCUCGGGCAAUCUUUGGUUUCCAAUUCCAUACAGCUUAUGUAUGCGUGACUUACUUUGAUCGCUUUCUUUCAGCGCGAUACAUUGAUGGUGAGAAACUUUGGACUAUUCGAUUGUUAUCCGUGGCAUGUUUGUCUUUGGCAGCGAAGAUGGAGGAGUGUAAAGUGCCGGCCCUAUCGGAAUAUCGGAUGGAAGAAAUCAAUUUUGAGAACAGGAUGAUUAAGAAAAUGGAGCUAUUGGUCAUGAAAACUUUGAACUGGAAAUUGGGGUCAAUAACUCCUUUUGCUUAUCUGCAUUAUUUCAUCAAUAAAUUCUGUGGUAAAUCUAGACCGAAAGGAUUGGUCUCUAGAGCUGUGGAACUUAUUGUGGCCAUCACAAGAGAGAUCAAUUUAAUGGAUCAUCGUCCUUCUGCCAUAGCUGCAGCAGCAGUCUUAGUAUCAAUUGAUGAUCAAUUCACCAAGAAAGAAUUGGAGCUCAAGAUGAGUGUAUUCUCAUUGUGGGGGUAUCUAGAAAAUGAACAUAUAUUUGCCUGUUACAAUAUAAUGCAGAACAUAGAGAUGGGAAAAGUGAAGACACCCAAGUCAGUAGUUUCCCAGAAUUUAUCAUCAAUGCCUUCAAGCUCAAUUGAUGUUAUUGAGAAUCCUUCUUCGACCAUUGCUGCUGGAGCAAAGAGAAGACUUACUUUCACAGACAGUGAUAGAACUUGCCCAGUAAAGAGAAGCCACCGGGCAUAGUUAGCAGAAAUUUGAUCUUCAUAGCAGAGAUUUAUUUGUGUUUAUUAAAUGCAUUAUAGGGUCUUUUUGACUGAGAGUUGAUUCUUGAUAUUAGAUUGGUUUAUAGGUUUCAUGAGUGUCAUCUACCAUCAAUCCCAUGGUAUGACUUGGAGCUGAUGAUUGGGAUUCCAUUUUCAAAAACCCAACAAAAGCUUCAGCCAGUGACAACCAAGAAGAUAGAGAAAAGCGAAAGUAAAUAAAUAAAAAGAGAUAGCUUUAGCCUACAGUAAGAAGUAAGAAACUGACUGAGUGUUCAAAAGGCAUCAAGGAUGAAGUGAAGGCCAAGAGAGUGCCAGGAGGCCAUUGAAGACUGUUUGUCUAUAGUGAUUCUUAGUAGUGUUUGCUUUCUUGAAUGUUACCACUUUCUUACCCACUUUUUCAAUUUUUUGUAUUUCUUUUUUUUUUCCUCCCUUUUUUGUCAUAUGACAGGAAAUACUUAUUUUUGCAUACAUCACUUGCCACUAUACCUUUUGAUGAGGGGCUUGGGAUGCUCCCUAUGUCUUUCAAAAGGCUGAAAGCCAUAAGG